Messenger RNA from Trichechus manatus latirostris (Florida manatee), 8334 nucleotides. It is a transcript of the gene MAPRE2, whose product is annotated as microtubule associated protein RP/EB family member 2. The transcript is spliced from 7 exons. NCBI's taxonomy places the organism in Eukaryota, Metazoa, Chordata, Mammalia, Sirenia, Trichechidae. Gene Ontology annotation, cellular component: microtubule organizing center; cytoplasmic microtubule; microtubule plus-end. Gene Ontology annotation, molecular function: microtubule plus-end binding. Gene Ontology annotation, biological process: protein localization to microtubule; regulation of microtubule polymerization or depolymerization; spindle assembly. The coding region runs from base 2396 to 3247 and encodes 283 amino acids. The record is from RefSeq and is a predicted model, not a curated record.
CUGAGGUACCUCUGGGUGGACUCAAACCUCUAACCUCCAACCUUUCAGUUAGCAGCCACGCACAUUAUCUGUUUUUACCACCCAGGGACUCUGGUACUUAGGUCAGACAUCCAUGAUUACAGAUGCCAACUCCAUGGCCAGCAUCUGACUUCAAAAGGUGGCCAGUAUAUAAAGCUCACAUUAUCCAGAGCUUCCAGACUCAGAAGCAAGGUGUCUCACACCUCGUUGUAAGUGAUCCUCCCUUGUCACUUAAUACCGUAAGACUUAAAGAUAUGACUCUGAUGAAACUGCUCAGAAAGUUCCAUAUGAUUCCAGUGCCAUUUCUUUACAAUUAGAAGAGGAUCACGUUGAUGGCAAUCUCUAGUGGACUGAGAAUCUAGCCUGAAUUCUGUGGAUUUGUUGACUUUUGAUUUUUUGUCAAUUUCAUGUUAAAGAAAAAUGGAUUUUCUCCUCUCCUGUAAAAGGUAUCUUUUAUAUUUAUAUAUGUAUGUGUGUGUGUAUAUAUAUAUAUAUGAGUAUACAUACUCAUGCAUAUAUAUAUAUCUGUAUAUGUAUAUGUGUGUGUAUAUAUAUAAAAAAUGUUAGAAUAGUUUCAUUCGUCCUGAUUUCAGGCUAUCUUUCAGCUGUCAGCCCCUGUAAUCUGUAAUGCUAAACUGGAUAUGUCAUACUUAGCCAAUAUCUUAAGGUCUAUUGCAGCAGCACUUUUUCUUAAAACUUUCCACACACGUCCCAUUGGUAUCAUAUGAACCUUGUGUCUUAGCUCAUUUUUAAAUACUGAUUGUUUAUCUUGGUGUUUCUGGCACUUGAUAUUUAUAUUGUGUUCAGAGAAUUCUUUCAAAAUGGAAACCUACAGUUCACAUUAGGCAAAAACUGAAACUAUACGAUACGACUCUAUCUUAUAGAAUGAACCAGGCAGUUUCUCUUGAAUAUAUGUGUUUGUUAAAUGCAUUCUUAAAGUUGAUCACUUUACAGAAUAAUUAGUGAAGAAAAGAUUAAGAUGGAGUUUUAUAGGCCACCAAGAAGUAAUUUCUUAGUUGUUGUUAUUGUGUGCCAUUGAGUCAAUUCUGACGCAUAGCAACCCUAUAGGACAGAGUAGGACUGCCCCAUAGGGUUUCCAAGGUGGAUUCUAACUGCUGACCUUUCGGUUAGUAGCCGAGCUCUUAACCACUGUGCCAACAACAACAAAAACCAAAACCUCACCUGCUAAUUUCUUAGUAGUGUAUUCUCAGUGUCAAAUGACUUGUGCAUUCUCAGUGUCAAAUCUCCUUAGGCUAAUUAUGAUUUUACUUACUGGAAGUAGGACAAACUUUCUUGCUUAAAGCAUUAUUUUGUUUUUCUAAAGUGGCAGAAGACAAUAAAUACAUAGGAUGGCUAAGUUAAUGGCUGCUUUGAGUAAUGAUGUCCUUUUGCAUACCUGGUCUAGUAAAGAAAAUGCAGGAAGGAUUUUGCCUUUCUGUUUUUACCAAACUUCACUUGGUUCAGACAGGUAAAAUAAUUGUUCCAAAAGUACCUGAUUUUGACCAUGACUUAAAACAGAAAAGAAAUAGGGCAGGAGAUUUGAGAGGGAAGAGUACAUGUCAUGUACAUAACGCACAUUGGUGGCAGUCUGUUAACUUGUGACCUUUCUAAUAUGUAAUUUGGACAGCAAGACUGCUUUCUAAAGGCAUUUUGCUGUAACAUCCUGUGUAAUAGACCUUGCAAAGGUACAAAUUUUAAAUGUUCACAAAAUUGAUCCUGAAGUUUAUGGCUAGUAUUUGCUAUUGCAUAAUCCUAAGAUGACUGUGCUCUCUGUGUGAGGCACAUUUUAGCCAGCAUUAAGAUUUCUGUGGUCUUGUUUUAUUUUCCCUAGAGGUGGUGUUUGUAUUUGUUUUUGCUUUUAUUUUUUCGUUGAAGGCAUUAAUUGUUGGCGCUUUAUUUAAUGUCUGUCUAUCCUGGCAAAGCCGUGGGAGGUAAUUUGUCAAAAAUGCCAGAAGCAUUGACAUCUCUUAUGUUCACAGUUGACUUUGAUUAUAAACAGUAGUAUCCUUUAUUUUAAGGGCCCUCUGCGAGUCCCUGCAAGGUUUUCAUCUGAUGCUCAGCAAAUCGGGAGAAAGUGAACCUAGGAAAACAGGCUUUUCCUCUCCCAUCUGCUCCCCUUUUGUCAUUUGGGAAUACCAAAACAUGUUUUCAGGUUGCUAAUAAUUUUUAAAAUUUGCAUUCUUGGAUUUUACACAGUUAUUGUUAUAUUAAAAUAUAAAUUUGAAUUCCAGCAGUCUCUUAAGAAUCUAUUCUUUCAGCGAACUUUUGUUGAGCUCCUGUUAUAUGCCGAAUUCCAUGCUGGGCCUUGGGAUACAGCGAUAAAAACCCGCCAUCUCUCCCUGAAGGAGCCUCUGGUAGCAAGGAUGACAGCUGGGGAAUGGCAGUCAAUGUGUAUUCUACCUCGAUAACCCAAGAGACUAUGAGCAGACAUGACAUCAUUGCAUGGGUUAACGACAUAGUAUCUUUAAACUACACAAAAGUGGAACAGCUUUGUUCAGGAGCAGCCUAUUGCCAGUUCAUGGAUAUGCUCUUCCCAGGCUGCAUUAGUUUGAAGAAAGUAAAGUUUCAAGCAAAGUUGGAGCAUGAGUAUAUUCACAAUUUUAAACUUCUGCAAGCAUCGUUUAAGCGAAUGAAUGUUGAUAAGGUAAUUCCAGUGGAGAAGCUAGUGAAAGGACGUUUCCAAGACAACCUGGAUUUUAUUCAGUGGUUUAAGAAAUUCUAUGAUGCUAACUAUGAUGGGAAGGAGUAUGAUCCUGUAGAGGCACGACAAGGGCAAGAUGCAAUUCCUCCCCCUGACCCUGGUGAACAGAUCUUCAACCUGCCAAAAAAGUCUCACCAUGCAAAUUCCCCCACAGCAGGUGCGGCUAAAUCAAGUCCAGCAUCUAAACCAGGAUCCACACCUUCUCGUCCCUCAUCAGCCAAAAGGGCUUCGUCCAGCAGCUCAGCAUCCAAAUCUGAUAAAGAUUUAGAAACACAAGUCUUACAGCUUAAUGAACAGGUACAUUCAUUAAAACUGGCCCUUGAAGGUGUGGAAAAGGAAAGGGAUUUCUACUUUGGAAAGUUGAGAGAGAUUGAGCUACUCUGCCAAGAACACGGGCAGGAGAAUGACCUCGUGCAGCGACUAAUGGAAAUUCUCUAUGCUUCAGAAGAACACGAGGGCCACACAGAAGAACCGGAAGCAGAGGAGCAUGUCCACGAACAGCAGCCCCAGCAGCAGGAAGAGUACUGAACCGUCUCAGCAGCUCUUGACACUUCCAUUUUGUGUCAGAACUUUUCUUUGGAGAAUUGGAACAUGUGUGGCCUCAAGCUCAACAGAAACCAGUUGUUUCCAAUCUGCCGUUAACAUCAACACACUGUUGCAUCCGCCAGCCACUGCGCUUGGUUCCCAUUUACUUUGCCAAGAUGCGUUAGCAGACGGCAGUUCAGGCCGUCUACCUGAGAGAUUGUAGGGUCACAUACCUUCAACUUCACCACUUGGCUGCUUCAGAUUGGUUCUGCUCUUUUCUUCAUUUCUGUCCAGAACAACCCUCCCUUGCCCCUCCACCACCACCACUCCCUUUUUAUCCUGGUGUGAAACAAUGGUAAUUUGAUAUAUGGUAUUUAUAUUGGCAUUUCUCAACCCAAUGUCACUAGAUGUCACAUGCAUUUGUGGUGCUUUGAUGUUUGCAAGUCUAACCUCUGAACAUAAAUUGGGUCAAAUAAGAAAUUGGAACAAAGGGAAACAGAUACUUGAUAUGAAAGCCAUAACAACAGUGACUUGUUUCAUGGGGGGAAACCCCAGGUCAGUUUCCCCCAGGUCAGUUUCUCUCUCUACUCACAGCACUGAGGAAAAAAAAAAAAGAUUCAAAACAAGGACUUCAGGGCCCAGCAGUGUUCAUUCAUUGGCAUGCUAGACCACCACACAGUAUGUUGUUUGUUUUGAAAGACAUUCACUCAAGGAAAACACCAUCUCAACUUCGCUCUCUGCCCCACUACCCCUGCUCUCUCCCCACCCCCAGGUUCUCAUGCUCCUUUCUUUCUCAGGGUCCUCUUUGGUGGGCGGCCACUCUCCCCAAGAUGCUGUCAUCAUGAUCUGCAGUCCAAAAGGGGGUCGGGUAGGCGCAGGUCCCCCUGCCUCUGUCCCUCCUAUCCCUCCUUGGGUGGUUUUCCACGCAGAUCCUAGCUUUCACACUAGGGGACUCCUGCUGAAGAGCGACUUAGCAUGUACAGCGCUGGCUUUCAGGUUCCUGUGUCAUGAGGCACACUUUCUGGAAGGCUGGCAGUGAAGACCUUAUGAGUAGAAGCCUAAUGCCAAGGGAGAGGCAUGGUUCUGCAUCUGGUGUUGACACUGGAAUAACAGCACAUAAAAAUCCGUGACUCCCAGUACCUUCAGGACUAAGGAAUUUCCCCUCUUGAACAUUAGGGCCCUUCUUUUCACCAGCCUUUGCUAAACAGUGGCGACUCAUAAAUAUAAGAAGCAUAAUGAAUUAAAAGCAUUCCUUAUUUUUUUAACUAAUAUUUGCACAUCAUUUUCUCUUUUCCAAAUCUUUGCCUCCCCCCGCCCCCCUGACAGAUGGUAUCCCUUCCUGGACCAUUCAUUUCACUUGGUCUCUAGAUUUACUUUCACUUAUUAUUUGACUUGCAGCUACAACAAAAAAACAAGUGUGCCCACCCCACUUUCCACUUCAAUGAAAAGCAAAAAUAAAUGUCUGAAUUAUGUCUCAUAAAGCUUUGAAAGUUCUUUUUUAACUGAUCGAAUUCUGAUUCUAAACUCUAGCAUCGAAGCUUUCCGCCAGAAGAAAUCUUCUCAAAAUAAAUCUUUUGCAGCAAAGUGGUAUCUAUUGAGUUAUAUGGGGAAAAGGUUACUUGUGUUUUUGAGGUCAUAACAACACACUGUGCAGAAUUGGACUGAUGUUGUGUGGUAUUUGCUUCCCUUCUCUCUCCUGCUUGCUCUGCACAGCAGUGGUAGCUCAUUUCUCUAAGGCUGGAAAGCCUGGCUCUUGGCAGUGACAUCCUCCCACACCUGGUUCCAGGUAGUGGCUGUGCUAUACGCAGCGCCGUGCGUACCGGUAUGUUGCCCUCCUGAGCCUGUUGCACUCACUGACUGUUCACUAUGUCUUGCAAAGAGGCAAAUAAAUGAUUCCAUGCAGACAACGUUUCCUAGGCAGUUCUUCGCCUGCCCUCAGCAUCUCAGUAAUACCCAGUGCCAGGUGGAUCACCACCAAAACUUCUCUCUAAUGUGGAUGCCAUGAAUGGCCCAGCAGGGAGUCAGGAUCCUGUCUUCUCCAGAAACCACUUGAUACUGUAUUAUUUGCAUAAGCCUCACCCAUGACAUUCACUGGAACCACUCCAUUCUUCCCAGCUCCCUCACCCUUCUCAGCUGAAAAACAUACUGGCCAGAUAUACUGCAAAGAAAACUUUGCCCAGUCAUCAUAUCUUAUUCUCCUUCCUGAAGUUUUGGGGCAGACUAUCCAUUUAUUUAAAGAAGAGCUAUAAAUCCUUUCCAUGCCCAUUUCAAACAUACUCUGUUGUGUUGCAUCCCAGGUGAAGUCAUCAAUGCUUUGGGGACUCUUUAACAGCUAAAUUGCUGAGUUACUCCUUCUCUUCUAUAGCCCCAGCCUCUGUACUCACUUCCCUGGCUGCUCCUUUCUUCUCUAUGACGGUACCCAUCAUUCUCACCUCCUGGCAUUCAGGACACGCUUUCCUCUGUGGCCACCUGGCCGAGCACUCACCGUGCUGGGCCAGGAAGUAUCCUUUGGUAUGCUGUCCUCCCUGUCAGCAAGCCAGACUUCAUUCUCAGUCUGCCAUCCAUACCCAUCUGUCAACUGGUUCUAGCACAUCGACUACUAAAGUCAGAUAGGACGUGAUUGAAGCAGGGGGCAGAGAGAGAGCCCGUGUUCUUUCUAAGCAGAAAAAGAAAAUACAAACAGCCCUGUUGACCCGAGAGAAGUAAACUCCAGAAGGGGACCGAGAACUCUUCCCUUCCCUGGUGAGUAUUCCCAUUAUUCCGUUAAGGUUUAAUAUGCAUUCAAAUUACUUUUAAUAAAUAGUACACCAUAAAGCUUUUGUUAUAUAUUAAAUGUAAACUGAAAGGAAUGUAAACAUAUGUAUUGUUAAUUAUAAAUAUAGAUAAGUAACGACACAAUAGAUGAAAAAGUCUCAUUCAGAUGUAUUACAUUCAUUUUACAUUACCCACUAUUGUCGCAUGGUAGGAUAGUUUUUUUGGUCUCUGAAUAUGUGAAUAACUUGACUUGCGUUUAUCUUUUUACAUAUUUAAUAAUAAAAAAAGUAUAUGUUAAAAUCUGCCUGGAUCUAUAGAUUCUUAAAUUUUUAUGCUAAAGUUUUUUUUUUUUUUAAUUUCUUUUUUCGUGAGCGUGUAUCUAUGAAUCAGUUAUUUGUGUGGAUUUACAAAUCUGCAUUUUGUUAUGACUUAACGGGGAGGGGGUGCUUUUUUUUUUUAAUUCAUGGCAUAUGUUUUAACAGGAAUUACAGAGUAAUGUUUGACAUCAAAUGUAGCAGCUGUAGUACUUUUAAAAAACUUCACAGAAAAUAAACCAUUCCCUGGGGAAACAUUGCAUUUGCAGGCAAAUAGAACGGUAGUCCUGCAGAUCCAGCCCGCUCCAUCCGGGCUAGAUUGGAGUGGGCAAAGAGGAAACUGUGGGAGAAGGGGACAGGUGUUUUAAGUAAAGCUCUGUGGCGAAUAACCUGUGAUUGGCAAAAGCUCUUUGAGUAUUUUUCCCCUCUUCUUUGUAGACUUUAAACAGGGGCAGUUUAUAGACAUAAGAUAUAAAUGGAAUCCAAAACUUACAAGCACAGGAAUAGAUGGGGGAAAAAAUGUAUUAAAACCAGCCGAGGGAGCCACCUAUAGAGACUGUAGACCAGGUAACAGUCUAUUGAAUGCUUUGCCUUGGAGCCUGCAGGUUGCUGAGGUUCAGCCAAUACCCUUUUCACCCUGGAGGGUGCCAGCCUUCCCUAAACUGCUUUCAAGCACCACCUAGAGGUCAGUUUUGCUUCUAGACUGUCCUUGGGCAAAUCUUUUCCAUUCACUUGCCUUUAGGCACUUUUUUUUUUUUUUUUAACGGCAGAGAUGUGGGAGAAUAACAGAAGACAGAAGGAUUCUACAACUCUUCUCCAUCUGAAUUCAUUUCUCCCCAGAAUACUUGUGUAACAGCACCUGAGUUGUGAAAUCUCAAGCUCAGAGAGCCAUCACCUGAGUUGUGAAAUCUCAAGCUCAGAGCACACGUGUGUUUCUAUCUAAUUCACCAUCUCUGGGCUUUAAACACGAAUCUUUCCCUUAGACGUUGUGCACCAAUCAGCAAGAAUACACAUAAUGCAUCUUAAAAGGUACACAGGUGAGCGCUGGUUAAAUACACAUCACUAAUGGGUCAAAUGUGGUAGAAUAACACGUUCCAUUUUAUUAAGUCUGAGAUCAUCUCUAAAAAUGUGUUCCUACUGGUAUUUUGAGUGGUCUCAUGAGUCUAGAGACCCCCCCCAAAAAAGAAAAGAAAGUUAAUAGGAUUCCACUAAUUUCAAGUUAUGAAAUGGUGGUUCUCUAAACACACACAACUUAGUUUCUGACCUUUCUUGUACCCCUUCCCCCCUUUAACUGCUCAGGAGCCCUGGUGGGGCAAUAGUGAUGUGCUCGGCCGUUAGAAGUCGACAGUGUGAACCCACCAGCAGCUCCAUGGAAGAAAGACCUGGUGAUCUGCUCCCAUAAACAUAGCCUAGGAGACUCUAUGGGGCAAUUCUAAUCUGUCCCAUGGGGUCGCUAUGAGUCGAAAUUGACUCAGUAGCAAACAACAUUAACUGCUAGAACACAACUACUGUGAUCAUUAAGGCUGCUAUCACUAUUAAACAUUUACUGGCCCAAAUUCUCAGUGCUAACGCAAUGUUGCCAAACAGCACAAGUGUCAGAUCAGAGCAUCUCCCAAGAUGUCUAACUUCUGUUUUGUUGAACUGGAAACUCAGACAUUCUCCAUUCAUUGGAAGAGCACUGGCUGCUUUUACCUACAGGAAACCCAAAACCAAAUCCACUGCCAUCGAGUUGAUUCUGAUUCAUAGCAACCCUGCAAGAAGGCAAAGAUCAAACAAGGACCCUCAGAUGGCACCAGGACUUCAGAUCACAAGACUGCCCAAGGGCAGCCGCCCUGAACUCCGAACAGACCCCAUAUGUUAAAUAGGUUGCAUUUGGUGAGGCCAGGCUUGCUUCUGGGCAAGGCUUCAAACCGGUUUGUUCAAGUCCACCCCAGAUACACUGAAUCCGAAUCUACAGUUUACCAAGAUCCCCAGGUGAUUCUUAUAUAUAACUUCCUGGGAACUUGUUAGAAAUGCAAAUUA